CUGUAAUUGCCAUGGUUCACACUGUAUAUGUGUGUGUUGCAUAUUUUCUCCAAAAACGAAACGUGGCAAUUAAUAUAGGCUUAAGAACAACGAUUCCAGUUUAAAUUUACAAUUAAAAUUUAUCUAUUUUAGCUGUUUUUUUUUAAACUGAUUUUUUUAAUGACAUUUGAAUUUGACAGGUGGUUUGAGCGGUUUGAGGUUAGUAGAAGAGAAACGGUAGAGCUGGCGAUUGUGUGCAAAAAACAGCCCAAAAGCGUGUACAACUAGCGAUUUGUACUUACAUAACCCCAAACUCUCCUGUCAAAGCCAUGCAUGCAAGAUGAUGAGCCCCACGGAAGUAAGCAAAAAAAUAAAGGAUUACGAGACUUUUCUUGAAGAUACUUUGAAGAGGGACUUGGCCGACGUGCAAAACAUCCUCAAGGAUAAAGUGAAAAAAUACAAAGAAUGGGAGGAAGUGCAGCAGGUGACAAAAACAAUAAACGAAUUCAAGGAGAAAGACCGUGACAUGGUCGUCCGGGUAGGUUUGGGUUGUGGUGUUCACGUAAGUGGUGAAGUUUCCGAUUAUGAACGGACUUUUGUAAAUAUCGGGCUCGGUUGUUUGUUGGAGAUGGACUGUGAUGAAGCUGACAAGUAUUCCAACAUCAGAAUGAGGAGUUUGAAGAAGGACAUUGACCAUUACAGAAGCUUGGCAGUGCAUGUGAAGGUGAACAUCAAGAUGGUCCUGUUGGCUAUAAGUGAGCUGCAAAGCCUGAUGUUGAAUAAAUAAACCCUUAACUUUCAAAACAA
Molecule: messenger RNA, 786 nt
Organism: Tribolium castaneum (red flour beetle)
Lineage: Eukaryota; Metazoa; Arthropoda; Insecta; Coleoptera; Tenebrionidae
Product: protein UXT
Exons: 2
Coding region: 320-766 (148 amino acids)
Molecular function (GO): transcription corepressor activity
Source: RefSeq, a predicted model, not a curated record